CUCGUCGGCAGCAUCCAGAACGGCGCCGUGGUGUGCCGGGAGAAGCCCAAGGCGGGCCCCGACAACUUGCUCAUCUUGUCCGACGUGGGCGAAGACUCCUUCAACAAGGCGGCCCCCAUCAAAGGCUGUAAGAUCUCCACGCUGGGCAAAGCCAUGGUCACCAUCUCCAACACGACCAACCUGGGCGGCUGCCAAGGAUACAUCCCCAUGAAGACCAACAUCACAGUCUACCCCUGCAUCGCCAUGAGCCCCCGGGCCGUCCAAGAGCCUGAGGCGUCCACUGCCCCCACCGUCAGCUCGGCGCCCAGAGCGGCCCCGUCCCAGGACAGCAGGGAGAUUGGUGCCAAGGCAGAGAUGCAGUUUGAGGACCCGUGGCUAAAACGAGAGGAGGUCAAAAAAGAGAGUGGCUAUCCCAGUGAAGAGGGGACCGGGUGUGAGGCUGCCAGAGGCCCCCCGAAGCCCGAGGCCAGGGCAGAACAGGACAGGAAGGCCAGCCCCGGGGACGGGCUGAGCAGCAGCAGCCGUGAGAUGUCCGCCUCACCCGGGAGCGACAACUUCAGGAGGGUCGUGGAUGGCUGCGAGAUGGCCCUGCCGGGCAUGGCCCCCCAGAGCCCCGUGCACCCCAACAGGAGCCUGAAGUCCAGCAGCCUGCCCAGGGCUUUCCAGAAGGCCAGCAGACAGGACGAACUGGGCAGUCUCUUCUACCACUGCGCGGCAGAGACCAACGGGCUGGGCGCACCGGCCUGCAAGGCGACCCCGGAGAGGAAGGUGGCCUCGCCCAAGUACGGUGUCCUGGCUCGGCCCAAAGGGACGCCCCCUCUGCCGCCGGUCCGCAAGUCCAGCCUGGACCAGAAGAACCGGGCCAGC
This is a messenger RNA of Ailuropoda melanoleuca (giant panda), 867 nucleotides long. RefSeq names its product kinesin-like protein KIF26B. Gene Ontology annotation, molecular function: microtubule motor activity. Gene Ontology annotation, biological process: microtubule-based movement. The record is from RefSeq and is a predicted model, not a curated record. NCBI's taxonomy places the organism in Eukaryota, Metazoa, Chordata, Mammalia, Carnivora, Ursidae.